AGACUGCCAAAGUGUAUUAAUUAUUAAUUCGUUGUUUUUCUGAUGGAUGAUUCUGCAGUCGAAUUAGAAGAUUGGUCAGUUGAUAGCGGAAUGGAUUCGGGAAAUAGCAAAGAUGAAACUCCGGAACGAAAAUCUGACGAGUUGACAGGAGUCGUGGCAAAAUCUACAGAAAAUUAUGACGAUGAGCCUGAUGAAACAUUGGCAGAACGUCUUAUAGGUUUAACUGAAAUGUUUCCUGAACCCGUUCGUAAAGCAGUAUCAAAACUUACAUACAACUCUUAUAGAGGAGUAAAAGGCUUAUAUGCUUUCUCGUGUGCAGCUACAUGGCUCUUUUUUAGUUCAUCAAUUAUUUUAUUUGCACCUGUUAUGUUUGAAGUAGAGAGGGCACAAAUGGAACAAAUGCAGAGAAGCCAACAAAAACAGGUCUUAUUAGGACCUGGAUCCGCCAUGCCAAUGCCACGAUAGAUUUUAGGAUAGGCUGUAAUGUGAACCUUAGAACUUUAUGAUUUGGAUUAAAAAUCAUAUUGCAUUUUUGAACUAUCAUUUAUAUGUUUGUUUAUAUAGAUUACUAAAAAUUUUAAUGGUUGCACAGUGCAUAACAUAAUAUAUUAGGUAGUUGAAAGUUGUAUUUGAAUAUAGUGUAAAUGUUAUAAAUAACCAUGAUUCUUUUACUAGUUG
Ctenocephalides felis (cat flea) is the source of this 678-nucleotide messenger RNA. RefSeq names its product mitochondrial import receptor subunit TOM22 homolog. Lineage: Eukaryota; Metazoa; Arthropoda; Insecta; Siphonaptera; Pulicidae. The coding region runs from base 43 to 465 and encodes 140 amino acids. The transcript is spliced from 4 exons. The record is from RefSeq and is a predicted model, not a curated record. Gene Ontology annotation, biological process: intracellular protein transport. Gene Ontology annotation, cellular component: mitochondrial outer membrane.